Messenger RNA from Podospora pseudocomata, 1446 nucleotides. RefSeq names its product high copy suppressor of abf2 (gene YHM1). NCBI's taxonomy places the organism in Eukaryota, Fungi, Ascomycota, Sordariomycetes, Sordariales, Podosporaceae. Gene Ontology annotation, molecular function: guanine nucleotide transmembrane transporter activity. The transcript is spliced from 5 exons. Gene Ontology annotation, cellular component: mitochondrion. The coding region runs from base 239 to 1174 and encodes 311 amino acids. The record is from RefSeq and is a predicted model, not a curated record.
GCUGGGACCCGCCAGAAAUUUUUCAAGAAGCGGGACGAAAACCUAUCGGAGCGCCGUCAUCGCGGAUACGCUUCGGAGAGCUGCUUCUUUUUUUUCCCUCUAGUAGUUCGUUGUCAAUAGAUCUCCGGCCGGUUGUCUGCUUUUUCUUCUGCCAUUGCUGCCGCUGCUUGCUUCUUUCUACAGCAGUUAUACAAUAAUUUCUAUACCCCUCCAUCCACCACCCCACACCUAAAUCAAUAUGUCUCCCAUUGCGGCUGGUGGCAGAGAGAAGGAGUCCAACCUGGCGAGGUUGUUGGGUUCCGGAUCUGCCGGUAUUGCCGAGUUGGCUAUCUUCCAUCCUGUUGACACAAUCGCGAAAAGAUUGAUGUCCAACGAGGGCAAGGUCUCGUCCGUCGCCAAGCUCAACACCGUCAUCUUCAAGGACAAGGCCAACGCCUCCGCCGGCCGCAAGUUCGUCUCCCUGUUCCCUGGGCUGGGGUAUGCUGCUGGGUACAAGGUUCUUCAGCGUGUGUACAAGUACGGUGGUCAGCCCGUGGCGAGGGAUUACCUUGGUGCGCAUUAUGGCAAGGAUUUCGAGAACGCGUUUGGCAAGAAGACUGGCAAGGCGAUUAUGCACUCGACUGCUGGUAGCUUGAUUGGUAUUGGCGAGAUUGUGCUCUUGCCGUUGGAUGUGCUCAAGAUCAAGAGGCAGACCAACCCUGAGGCGUUCAGGGGGAGGGGUGUGCUCAAGAUUGUGAAGGAUGAGGGUUUUGGGCUUUACAGAGGGUGGGGGUGGACUGCUGCGAGAAACGCCCCUGGGUCGUUUGCUCUCUUUGGUGGUUCCGCCUUUGCGAAGGAAUUUCUCUUUGGCCUCAACGACUACAACAAGGCGUCGUGGUUCCAGAACUUCAUCGCCUCCAUCGCCGGCGCUUCUGCGUCUCUUGUCGUUUCGGCCCCCCUCGAUGUCAUCAAGACCCGCAUCCAGAACCGCAACUUUGACAACCCCGAGUCUGGCUUUCGCAUCCUGACCAACAUGGCCAAGAACGAGGGCGCCGGCGCCUUCUUCAAGGGUCUCGUGCCCAAGCUGCUCAUGACCGGUCCCAAGCUGGUGUUUUCGUUCUGGCUUGCGCAGACGUUGAUCCCUGCUUUUGAUGCGGCUUUUGCGGGGAGGAAGGUCGAGGUUGAGAGGAAGUAAGGAGAUGGAAUAAUGGGAAAGGGAAAGAUAGAAAGAGGGCGGGGGGAACCAUAUGAGUGUAUGAUAUGAAUGGGAAGAUACCAAUGGCGGAUCUUUUGGCAGGCGUUGAUACACACGGAGGAAAAGGGGAGUGGAAAAAUGGAAAAGGCAAAGCAAGCGAGCAAAAAAAGGGUAGAAAGACACACCGGGGAUUUUUUUUGGCUUUUUUUUGGCUGAGCUUUUUAUAUAACUCCUCUUUGAUCAAAAAAAGAUGAAAAUAACUCUCCGUAUAA